UUGUAAUACGAAAAACGAGAUAAUACGAUAAUAUUAAUCAGUUUAUAUUCUAAAAUGAAUUCAGGAUAAAUAUAAUAAUUAUUAAGACUGUAUAAAAAUGUCAUCAAAGAUGUCAUCCUUAAAACGUACUAGAAAAUCAUUUACAUAUAGAAAAUGGGCUGCAAGCGCUAGCUCAUUGAAAAAAUCGAAAAUAACAACAUCGUGUGAAAAUAUUUUAACUGAAGAUAUAAAGAAUAAUGAACAUGUAGAACAUGUUUUAACAACCGCAUACGGUGUGAUUAAACUAAUUCUAAAACAAUUAAAUUGGUCAGAUUUAAUGAACGCAUCAGAAGUGUGUCAAGAAUGGAAUAAGGUGGCAAAAAUUAUAUUUGCUGAACGUUAUGCCCCAUUCUGGUUUUAUUUGUAUGGUGGUAUUGAUACCACCCAAAGACUUACUUUUAACUAUAGUCAUUUACAGUACAGCAAACCUUCCUUAUGUUUGUUGUUUUUAAAUGAAACAGCCGCAACAUUAUUUCCAUGUAAUCUGUUGCCAAAAGAUAUUUGUGUAUCUGAUUGUGGCGAUAAUCAUAGAUGGUUACAAAUAAUUAAACAGCAGUUUGGUAAGAGUGGAUGUGAUAUCGUUGCGAUAUGUAGCAGUGCUGCAAAAUCGUCGUUUGUCAAACCCUGUGUAAGAAGUGCAAGAAUAACUUACCAAAGACAAGCUCAUCUUCCUGCUUUAAAUGGAAUAUCAUUCCCUGUUAUACCAAAUGUUAAAACGAGUAAAUUCUACCUCACCAAAGAGACAGAUUUCAAUGAAGUAGUUCGUACACAUAUUGGUGAAAGCAAUACUUUGAAAUGUUUUAUGGCUUUUAUUGGAUUAAAAAAACGUUUUAUUCUCGAACAGACAAUAGUAUUGGAAGGAUUUUUACGUGCAGUAAAUAAUCAUCAAUCUAGUAUGUUUGCGUUUGCUGGUGGAAUUGUUCAUGGAAUUAAAGAAUCAAAUUUUAAAACUGCUUUUCCAAGAAAUGAAGGGAAAAUCUUAGGCAUUACAUUUAGUGUACCCAAAAUUGGUGUCUCGGAUUUUAAUGCUUCGUCCGUUAUACUUUGGGAAACUGCACGUGAAGAAGAGGAUAUAGACAAUAUUUAUGGAAAUCUGUCAAAGAAAACACUCAGGCGUGAAAAUAUGGCUGCAUUUAGAUUUGCCUGUAUAAGCCGAUAUCCCUUAAGUGAAUUAGAAAAGGAUUGUUUUGAAAAACAUUUUCCAAAUGUGCCUAUGAUAGGAUUUGAAGGUCUUGGUGAAAUGGGUUACUAUAAUAUUCAAGAUAAUAAUGAUCAAAAUGAUACUACUAAUGCUGGUUUUGUUAAGUCAAAUCAGGAUACUGAAUUUGCUCACUCAAAUACAUCAAUAAUUAUUUUAUUAAGUUGGGGUAGAAUUACUUCGACGGAAUGAUUAAUUUUCAUAAUGAAAACAAAAAUUUUUUAUUUGAGAUAUAAAAAU
Molecule: messenger RNA, 1477 nt
Organism: Chrysoperla carnea
Lineage: Eukaryota; Metazoa; Arthropoda; Insecta; Neuroptera; Chrysopidae
Exons: 6
Coding region: 98-1429 (443 amino acids)
Biological process (GO): protein polyubiquitination; positive regulation of proteasomal ubiquitin-dependent protein catabolic process
Source: RefSeq, a predicted model, not a curated record